Messenger RNA from Myotis myotis, 4095 nucleotides. It is a transcript of the gene RUSC1, whose product is annotated as RUN and SH3 domain containing 1. The record is from RefSeq and is a predicted model, not a curated record. The coding region runs from base 35 to 3226 and encodes 1063 amino acids. The transcript is spliced from 10 exons. Lineage: Eukaryota; Metazoa; Chordata; Mammalia; Chiroptera; Vespertilionidae. Gene Ontology annotation, cellular component: cytoplasmic vesicle. Gene Ontology annotation, molecular function: protein binding.
AUUCUCUGGAGGCCAUCCCGUCGCCGCUGGCACCAUGCUGUCCCCUCAGAGGGCUUUACUCUGCAACCUCAACCACAUCCACCUCCAGCAUGUCUCUCUGGGCCUGCAUUUGUCGCGCCGUCCUGAGUUAAGGGAGGGGCCCUCGAGCACAUCCUUCCCCCCGGGGGACGCAGGGGGCAAGGAGAGCCGGGGCCCCUGCAGCGGGACCCUGGUGGAUGCCAAUUCCAACAGCCCAGCGGUGCCCUGCCGAUGCUGCCAGGAGCACGGGCCAGGCCUAGAAACCCGGCAGGACCCAGCACAGGAGGAAGAGGGGGCUGCCUCUCCCUCGGACCCGGGUUGCUCCUCCUCUCUCAGCUCCUGCUCAGAUCUUAGCCCUGACGAGUCCCCCAUUUCAGUCUACUCGCGCGACCUCCUUGGUGACCAAGAUGUCCCCCCUCAGCCUAGCAUCACCCCCCCGGAGCAGGGCUCCCCUCUGGCCUCCGCAGGCCCUGGCGCCUGCUCUCCCGACAGCUUCUGCUGUUCUCCCGAUUCCUGCUCCGGAGCUUCCUCCCCACCCGGCCCUGGCCUGGACUCCAACUGCAAUGCGCUGACCACCGGCCAGGACCUGCCUUACCCAGGGCUGGAGGAGGAGGAGGAGGGUGGGGAGCAGGACCUCCUGACCUCCGAGCUCUCAGAGGCCGACGACGGGAAGACCCACCCUGGGAAAACCGAACCCAGUUGGAAAAUCAACCCCAUUUGGAAAAUUGACACCGAGAAAACGGAAGCUGGCUGGAAAAUCCCCGAGGACAAUAACUCUGGUUGGAAAAUCGGUGGGAAUACUAACUCUGGUUGGAAAGCGGAGCCUGGAAAGUCUGACUCCGGUUGGAAGACCAAUACAGGAAUAACUGAUUCUGGCUGGAAGACAGACGCAGGGAAAAGUGAUGGAGGCUGGAGGAGUGACGUCAGCGAGGAGCCGGCGCCCCACCGGACCAUCACGUCCUUCCACGAGCUGGCCCAGAAGCGCAAGCGGGGCCCGGGGCUGACCCUCGCGACGCAGGCCAAGAAGGACCGCAGCGACUGGCUCAUCGUCUUCUCGCCCGACAGCGAGCAGCCCCCCGCUGGGUCGCUGGGCGGCUCCCCCGCGGCGCCCCGGGAAGUCACCACCUUCAAGGAACUGCGGUCCCGCAGCCGGGCCCCGCCCCCGCCAGUCCCGCCCCGAGACCCCCCAGCUGGCUGGGCCUUGGUCCCGCCCCGGCCCCCACCCCCACCCGUUCCUCCCCGGAGGAAGAAGAACCGAUCGGGGCUGCAGCCGAUCGCGGAGGGGCAGCCCGGGGAGGGCAGGGAGGUCCGGCCCGGCGAGGAGGCCCCAGCCCCGCAGGAGCCGGAGGAGCCCGGCGCGCAGGCGGGCCGUGAGGCCCGUCCCCUCCUGGUCCCUCGGCCCCUGGUUUUCCGGUUCUCGGCUGACGGGCGCCCCCUGUUGGAGGGUGGGGGCGCGGGCACCGCUGGGUCUCUGCUCCUGGCGCCUCUGGCGGGCUGGCCCGGCGCGGGGCUGCGGUUGCUGGGGGCGCCCAGUCCCGCAGAGGAGCCGCUGCUGCCUGUGCGCCUAUCCCCGGUGGGAGCCUAUUCGCCCCCGGCGCGCGGGGCCCUGUCCUGCCUGGCCAGCCCCGAGCUGGCGCUGCUGCUGUCCCCGCUCUUUCCCAGAAGCAGCACCUUCCCCGCCGCGGCUCCCCCACCCCGCCAGGUACCCGCCCCCCCGCUGCCACCGCCACCUCGUCCGCCGAAGGCCCCUCGCUGGACCAGGAGCCCACCGCCUCCUCUCAGGCUACUCCGCAGUUCCUGGUCCUUCGCCGGUGUCCCCGGGGCCCAGCGACUGUGGAUGGCAGAAGCCCAGAGUGGGACCGGCCAGCUGCAGGAGCAGAAGAAAGGUCUCUUGAUAGCGGUCAGCGCCUCCGUGGAUAAAAUCAUCUCGCACUUUGGGGCCGCCCGAAACUUGGUUCAGAAGGCCCAGUUGGGGGAUAGCCGGCUGAGCCCAGAUGUGGGGCACCUGGUGCUGACCACCCUCUGCCCGGCUCUCCAUGCCCUGGUGGCUGACGGGCUGAAGCCUUUCCGAAAGGACCUCAUCACUGGGCAGCGCAGGAGCAACCCCUGGAGCGUGGUGGAGGCAUCGGUGAAGCCCGGCUCCAGCACCCGGUCCUUUGGAACCCUGUAUAGCCAGGUCAGCCGUCUAGCCCCGCUGAGCAGCAGCAGAAGCCGCUUCCACGCCUUCAUCCUGGGCCUCCUCAACACUAAGCAGUUGGAGCUGUGGUUUUCCAGUCUGCAGGAAGAUGCAGGCCUGCUGUCCCUCCUGUACCUGCCCACUGGAUUCUUCUCUUUGGCCCGGGGUGGCUGCCCCUCCCUGUCCACAGAGCUGUUGCUCCUGCUGCAGCCAUUGUCGGUGCUCACCUUCCACUUGGAUCUGCUCUUUGAGCAUCACCACCACCUGCCCCUGGGCCCACCUCAGACUCCUGCCCCGCCAGGCUCACCGCCAGCCUUGCAGCAGACUGUGCAAGCCAUGCUGCACUGGGGGGGUCGGCUGGCCCAGAGCCUUCGUGGGGCUUCUGAGGAGACCCCUCCAGGCCCUUCAGCCCCCUCAAGCCCUCCCAAACCAGGCAGCUGGUGGGAGCAGCUGACCCAGGCCUCCCGGGUCUAUGCCUCUGGGGGCACGGAGGGCUUCUCCCUUCGUCGGUGGGGAUCCAGGUGUCCCGGGACUGUGGCUGAGGAAGCACAGGAGAGAUCGUUGCCCACAGAGGACACGGCACCAGGCAGAGGCGUGUGGCUGGGAAGACUGUUUGGAGUGCCUGGGGCCCUCACAGAAACUGAAAGUGGAACUCUAAAGUCCAGGAGACCAUCCAGCUGGCUGCCUCCCACAGUGAAUGUGUUGGCUCUGGUGAAGAGGGUGGCACCUUCUGAGACUCCCAGUUCACCGGAGGAGCUUGAGGCCUCAGCACCCAGCACGGUGCAGACCCAUCGUGGGAAGAUGAGACCUGGGACAGCUGGGUACCCCCACUUCACUUCAUCCCAGCAUCUGGCUCCCCACAGGGCAGUCCGUGCUCUCUGUGACCACACCGCUGCAGGACCUGACCAGCUGAGCUUCCAGCGUGGGGAAGUGCUGCGUGUCAUCGCCACUGUGGAUGAGGACUGGCUCCGCUGUGGGCGGGAUGGAAUGGAGGGGCUGGUACCUGUGGGGUAUACCUCUCUCGUUCUCUAGGCCUAGGACCUUUUUCCUUUCCUGCAUAUGUCUCUCUCUCCUGUCACUUUGGAAUGGAAUGGCCUGUGAACUGAUUUUCCCAGAAGCAUUUUCCCUGUCUGUAAAACGAUACUUUCCUCCCACAUCCCUUUCUACUAAUAUGUGAAAUAAAUUUUCCUACUUCUCUCCCAUACCCACCUGUAAGUUGAAAUCUGCUCUUCUUCCAAAUAUAUACAAAGCAGCUUUCCUCCAUGCAGUUUCUUUCCUCUUCUCCAUCUGCGUAAGGGAAUAUCUCCCUAUCUGCAAAAUGGAAAUCUAGUCCCCAUCUACCUUCCUGUGUAAGCACUCUGCUAGUACACUAUAUGCCUCAGUUCCCAAGACUAGAGGGUCUCUAGUUUCCUUCAUGUGUAUGAAUCUUCCCCCACUUCCCCCAUCCCAUGUUGCCAAUAUUUAUUAUGUACUCAUGUUGUACUAGGUGUUAAAGUCUGGAUACCCCUGGUGGGUGGGCCUGUGAUGUUGGACAUGUCUCCUUCCUCUUUUGUCCCAAUAAAGUGUGGGAGUUGAAUGUGUGUGUGUAUGUGUGUGUGUGUCACAGAGGGUUUGAGGACAUAGGCUGUGGGAGGCCCUCUUGUAGGAAGCUCAAGGGAGAUGCUUCCUUCCAAGCCCAGGUUCAGUUCUUACUGAUUCCUGAGGAAUGCAGAAGUGCCCCUUGAUUGUGCCUGAAUCUCAGAAGUGCCUCUUUAUUCCGAGACGUCACUGCUUUGUUUUGUGGGACUGAUAGGUAGGAGCCUGAGUAAAUAAUGGGAGAAUGGGGAAGACGUGGCCCUUGAAAUUAUACUCAUUAGAUUUGUAUCUGAGGUGAUGAAGGAUUAAAGGGUUGCAGAAAGUGA